AUGGGCUCCCGGCACUUCCCUGCCCGGACUGUGCUCUUUGAGAAGGAGUCCACUGGUGUCACAUACCGCGUGCCAGCCCUGCUCUACCUGCCCUGUGUGGCCAAGCUGCUGGCCUUUGCUGAGGAGCGGCUGAGCGCCGACGAUGCCCACGCCAACCUGCUGGUGCUGCGCCGUGGCACCGUCUAUGGCAGCUACGUGGAGUGGGAAGACAUGCGGGUGCUGGAGACGGCGGCACUGCAGCACCACCGCUCGAUGAACCCCUGCCCGCUCUAUGAUGAGUUCACCGGCACCCUCUUCCUCUUCUUCAUCACGGUGCUGGGCAGGACACCCGAAGCCUUCCAGAUUGUCACUGGGCAGAAUGUCACUCGCCUCUGCUGCGUCACCAGCGCCGAUCAGGGCCUGAGCUGGAGCAAAGCCACUGACCUGACGCAGCAGGUCAUCGGCAGGGCCAUCAAAGAGUGGGCCACCUUUGCGCUGGGCCCAGGGCAUGGGAUCCAGCUGCGCUCCGGCCGGCUGCUGGUGCCCGCCUACAGCUACCACAUCGACUGCAAGGAGUGCUUCGGGCAGCUCUGCAAGACCACCCCGCACUCUUUCGCCUUCUACAGUGACGACCACGGCCAGGGAUGGCGUUUUGGGGAGUUCAUCCCCAACCUGCAGACAGGAGAGUGCCAGCUGGUCUCGGUGGAUGAGGAGGAUGGCUCCAACGUCCUCUACUGCAAUGCCCGCAGCUCCCUGGGCUUCCGUGUCCAGGCACUGAGCACUGAUGACGGGGCUGUUUUCCAUGGGGGGCAGCUGGUCCCACGGCUGGUAGAGCCCCCACACGGCUGCCACGGCAGCAUCAUCGGCUUCCCCGCACCUUUGGUGUACGGCCCUCAGCCCCGCUCAGCUCUGCAGGCGCUCCCUGCCAUGGUUGCUGGCAGCAGGACUUCAACAGGACCUCGCAGCUGCGCCUCAUUCCAAGGGGAUCCCCAAGGCACUCCUGGGCCCUUCUUUCAAGCGCCGACAUGGGUGCUCUACUCACACCCCACCAGCUCCAUGUCGCGGGUCAAUAUGGGGGUCCACCUCAGCACCUUCCCCAGGGAUGCAGACAGCUGGACUGAGCCCUGGGUCAUCUACGAGGGCCCAAGCGCUUACUCAGACCUGGCUUACAUGGAGCUGCCCCACAGCCAGUUUCCCGUCUCUGGUGGCCCGGCCAUUGCUUUUGCCUGUCUUUAUGAGAAUGGGAAGCGCUCGCCCUAUGAGCAGAUCUCCUUCAGCAUGUUCACGCUGCACGACGUGCUCCAGAACAUCCCCCUGACGGCUGCAGUGCCCCACAGGAAGCGAAGGCGAAGGAGCUGUUGUGUCUGCUAG
Messenger RNA from Lagopus leucura (white-tailed ptarmigan), 1350 nucleotides. It is a transcript of the gene NEU4, whose product is annotated as neuraminidase 4. The coding region runs from base 1 to 1350 and encodes 449 amino acids. Gene Ontology annotation, molecular function: exo-alpha-sialidase activity. The record is from RefSeq and is a predicted model, not a curated record. Gene Ontology annotation, cellular component: lysosome; membrane; cytoplasm. The transcript has 3 exons. Lineage: Eukaryota; Metazoa; Chordata; Aves; Galliformes; Phasianidae. Gene Ontology annotation, biological process: ganglioside catabolic process; oligosaccharide catabolic process.